Messenger RNA from Lachancea fermentati, 1377 nucleotides. NCBI's taxonomy places the organism in Eukaryota, Fungi, Ascomycota, Saccharomycetes, Saccharomycetales, Saccharomycetaceae. The record is from the annotation of a GenBank genome assembly.
AUGUCAAACACAAGCACGGCAGUCGCCAAUGUGAGUGCAAAUGCAAAUCAAACGUCUCACGCGGGGUCUACCAGUCCGCCAGUGUGCAAAAACUGUCACACUUCCACCACGCCCUUAUGGAGGCGAGAUGAGCAUGGCGCUGUACUUUGUAAUGCAUGUGGUUUGUUUUUGAAAUUACAUGGUCGCCCAAGGCCGAUUAGCCUCAAGACUGAUGUCAUUAAAUCCAGGAAUCGUAAAAGUAACAGUCACAAUCACGCUGAUUCACCCAAUGAUAAGAAAAAGAAGGAUGGUUCCCACCAAAAGAAGCGGAAGCUACAAGACGCACGGGAACUACACGCUGCUGAAACUCUAGAGACAUUGAUGAAGAAUGGUGGAUCGCGCACUAAUGGUACUCCGAGCUCCCAUGCAUACCAGAAAAUAUUACCCAAUAGCACCGUCCCUCAGAGCAACUACAAGGUUUCACUGCCUCAUCUGUCAAUGCUUCUGGGUAGUGUCCCUCCUUCAGAAAACACAGACAAGACAGGCCAACAGCUCAGUAAACAUAAUCAGCAGUCGACACCGCAGCCGAUGGGAGGAUAUCAGCCAAGUCGACAAGCUAGCCAACAAGCACCCCCUCCACAGCCUUCGAAACAGCACAAUUCAGCAACUGCUACUUCGGUGGCUUCCCCUAUACUGAACCCUGAAGAACACUCAAUGGAGAGGCAAGCAUCUCAUCUGGCUUCCAUCAACGAAAUUCUCAACAACCAGAAGACAAAAUCUGAAAAGUCGAUCUCUGCAAUUGCGUCACCUGCUAUGCACCCUCAAACGAUGCCCAUGGUUCCAAAUUCGCACUCGCCGAUGAUCACCCCGAUACCAUCGCAUUCGAACGGGUCUCUAGCGCAAGCCAUGAUGACGGAAGCAAAUAACUCGGAAAAUAACUAUCAUGUGCGAACAGGCUCGCACUACUCUAAUUCCCCCCCUCCAAUGGAUUUACAGAAGCAAGCAGUGGAAUCGAGCACUACGAGCAGAAGUAGUAAUGGGGCAUACAAUGGAGACAGCGGGCGCGUUGGUAGUGCAUCGAUGAUGAAACAGCAAGAAAUGGAACUGCAAUCUCCGCUACAUUUCCAACAAAAAAAGCUUCAACAGGAGCAACAGCAGCGACAAUAUGAAGAACAAGAACAUCUGCAAUUGCAGUUACAACUGCAACAGCAGCAACAGCAGCGUCAGCAGCUACAGACACAGACCCCGCUUGCAAUGGUGUUACAAAGCCAGGAAGAAGUGAUAAAAUUAAAGACUAGGAUAAGUGAGCUGGAGCUUGUCACGGAUCUGUAUAAAAGGCACAUAUUCGAACUGGACGCAAAAUGUCGAAUACUAGAAGGAAAGCUAAACAGAGAUUAA